This is a messenger RNA of Mytilus californianus (California mussel), 1384 nucleotides long. RefSeq names its product probable serine/threonine-protein kinase irlF. Bases 133 to 999 code for a protein of 288 amino acids. Lineage: Eukaryota; Metazoa; Mollusca; Bivalvia; Mytilida; Mytilidae. The record is from RefSeq and is a predicted model, not a curated record. The transcript has 5 exons. Gene Ontology annotation, molecular function: calcium ion binding.
ACUUUAGGAGUUAGUUAAGCGAAACUAUGUAGAUAAUAUGAAUAAAUUAUCGUUCUUUGUUGUCAAAACACUCUCCUCUCUUACCAACCACGGAAAACUCAUCUCACGAGGUAGACACCAGUAUAAUCACAAAUGGAAGAACAAGAUAGACAAAGGUUGGAUGUGUUGUUCUCGGAAAACUGUACAGACGGUGUAGUCAUACGAGAUGGGUUUAAAACAAUAUUACAAUGCAUGGGCAACAAUCCAACUAACGAGUCCAUUGACGAAGUAUUCGCAAACUUCGAUGCUGAUGGAACAACCGGGUUAUCAAAGGACGAAUUUGAUGAGUGGUUCAAUAAAUGUUGGGUUCCGGUAGCCCAGGCACGUCAGGCAAUUGUAGAAGCAUUUAAAAUUUUGGCUGCUGAAAGCGAAGAUUCUGAUGGACGCUGCUGCAUUGCAAGUUUAGUUGAAGUACUAAAAAAUCGAGGGAGUGAACCAUUAUCAGAUGAAGAUGCUGAAAUAUUUCAGAAGGAACUGGAAAUAAUUGACACAAGCGAAGACGGCUUCAUCGAUGGAGAAGAAUUUGCAAACUUUCUAACGGAACAAUGUCAGGAAGUCAAAGCAGAAGAAGAAAAUCAGGAACAAACGCAAGAAGAACAAACCGAAACUACAGAAGAACAAACCGAAACUACAGAAGAAAUAACCGAAACUACUGAAGAGCAAACAGAAGAACAAACAGAGAAUACAGAGGAACAAACUGAAAAUACUGAAGAACAAACAGAAAACACAGAGGAACAAACCGAAAAUACCGAGGACAAAACUGAAAAUACUGAAGAACAAACAGAAAACACCGAAGAACAAACGGAGAAAAUUGAGGAACAAACUGAAAAUACUGAGGAACAAACGGAAAAGACAGAAGAACAAACUGAAAAUUCAGAAGAACAAACUGAACAGCAAAAAACCGAAAACUCUGAAGAAGAACAAUCAGAAACUCAAAAAACGGAACAAACUGAUUCUUGAAAAAAGUGAAAUCAGUUGGUAUCUUUUAAACAAUUCAGGAUAAAUACAUUGACAAUAUUGAUGUUUUAGGGGGGCCUGGAAACACUAUAACUAUUUAAAUGGGAAUCUUUCAAUGGAAUCCUUACGUAUGUAAAAGAAACUGAUAUGGUGCUGUAGAUUUGACUUCUGUCUUCACCAGCUGGUGCUAAUAAAAACCACCUGCUUUUAAAUAAGCAUUACAAAUCAAUGUAUAUUCAAAUGCAAUAAGCUAUCUUACGCAUCAUGGUUUAUAAUUUCUGUGAUAUAUUUUGAGAGCUGUGAUAACUACGCAUUUAUUUGUUCUGUUGUAAAUGAAUUGUAACAAUAUGAAAUUGCAAGCACAAUUAUACAAUUUGUUUAUUUAAAA